AUGGACGUCCCACGACGGGCCCUCGCCAUGCUGCAGUUCGCGCUCUUGUCUGUGUCCCUCCACGCGGCGGGCGCCACCGCCUCGCCACCGGCUGACCAGGUCCGCGCGGCGCGUGCCGGGCUCGCCCUCGCGAAGGCUUAUUUCGUCUCCGCCGCGAGCCCGGACGACAGCGGGGUAGGACGUGAAGCCGUCGCCGCGUGGCGCGACUGCGCGCGGCUCUACGAGGACUGCGGCAGCCGGCUACGCCGACUGGCGGCCGGGGGAGGGCGGAGCAUCCCCGAAGCCCGCACGUGGCUCAGCGGCGCGGUCACCUCCCAUCGGACCUGCAUGGACGGGCUGCUCGAGCAGGGACUGCCGCCGCCGCCGGUGCAGCUGGCCGAGAACUUGACGAGCCUGCUCACCACCGCCUUGAUGGCCUACCACGAGAAAGACGGCAGUGGUGAGUUUCAAAGGAAAUAAGAAGAUUCCGCGUUCUAACCUAACUUUUCCAUGGUAGAGAUCUAAUGGUCAACUGUUCUUCUCGAGGAGGAGCACCCGACGUGACCGAAGCGCAUGGUGGGAACUCGACGAUCUUUGAUGGACUUUUGACGGCGUGGGAUCCAUCAAGUUGGAAGGCCGAUAUUGUCGUAGCGAAGGACGGGUCAGGUGGGUAUCAGACGAUCAACGACGCCCUGGCGGCUCUCUCUCAUCAGAGACGAAGACAAAACCAGAGAACGGUAAUCUACGUGAAGGCGGGUGUCUACUCAGAGAACGUGGAGGUAGGCAGGACCCUAAGGAACAUGAUGCUCGUCGGAGAUGGGAUCGACAAGACUACGGUCACGGGCAGCCGGAGCGUUCCCGAUGGAUACACCACCUACAGUUCGUCCACCUUCGGUAAGAAAAAGAUGGCCUUUUCCCGGCCAGGUAAAGUGGGAACGAAGAAACAUCCAGUAAUGGCGAGCGGGCGAACCUCUUCUGCUGCGCAGGCGUCUCCGGCGAUGGGUUCUGGGCGAGAGACAUGACAUUCGAAAAUACCGCCGGGCCUGGGAAGCACCAGGCGGUGGCACUGCGCGCGUCGUCGGACCUCGCUGUCUUCUACCGUUGCAGCUUCCGGGGCUACCAGGACACCCUCUUCGCGCACUCCCAGCGGCAGUUCUACCGCGACUGCGACGUCUACGGUACCGUCGACUUCAUCUUCGGCAACGCUGCCGCCGUCCUUCAGAACUGCAACAUCUACGUGAGGAGGCCACUGGGGCACCAGUCCAACAUGAUCACAGCGCAGGGAAGGGGCUCCCCCUACGAGGCCACCGGCACCUCCAUCCACAGGUCCCGCGUGCUGCCGGCGCCGGACUUCCAGGGAGCGAAGCAGUCCUUCUCCAGCUUCCUGGGGAGGCCAUGGCAGAAGUACUCGCGGGUGGUCUUCAUGGAGACGGAGCUCGACGGGCUGGUAAACCCCAAGGGGUGGGCGGAGUGGAGCGGCGACUUCGCUCUCGACACACUCUACUACGGCGAGUACAUGAACACGGGUGACGGCGGCGCCACCGCCGGCAGGGUCAACUGGCGCGGGUUUCAUGUGCUGAAGGAGACCGGUGAGGCCAGCCCCUUCACCGUCGGCAGCUUCAUUCAAGGGGAAGCGUGGAUUCGACUGUCCGGGGUGCCCUUCUGGGGUGGUCUGUAG
Spirodela intermedia is the source of this 1657-nucleotide messenger RNA. The record is from the annotation of a GenBank genome assembly. Lineage: Eukaryota; Viridiplantae; Streptophyta; Magnoliopsida; Alismatales; Araceae.